CACUUUAGGCGUCUUACUGUUGAGGUGGAAGAAAGAGGUCCUGAAGCAGUGAGACAAGCAAGAGAUGCCCUAUUCUAUGGGCUUCACCCAGCAGAGGACAAUGUGAGGGAACCGGAAGUGAAUGAGAAUCCGAGAGGACGGCCUCGAACAAGCACCAGUCGCAUUCGUUCAUAUUAUGAGCGGUCUCGUUCGAGGAGUACUGGGCCUGGUUCGAGUGGAGGCAGGGGGCGAUCGAGUGGAGGUAGAUCCCGAUCGAGUGGAGGUAGAUCCCGAUCGAGUGGAGGUAGAUCCCGAUCGAGUGGAGGCAGAUCCCGAUCGAGUGGAGGUAGAUCCCGAUCGAGUGGAGGUGAAUCCGACGAGCAUGAUACAGAGUUUGUUCGACCUUUGCUGGUAGGCGAUUUCAACCCUAGUCCAGACGGCCAUUGUGGUUUUAGGGCACUUUCUCAUUGUAUUUAUGGGGAUGAUAGUCACUAUCUGCUCAUGAGAUCGGCGAUUGUC
This is a messenger RNA of Linum tenue, 498 nucleotides long. The record is from the annotation of a GenBank genome assembly. NCBI's taxonomy places the organism in Eukaryota, Viridiplantae, Streptophyta, Magnoliopsida, Malpighiales, Linaceae.